Molecule: messenger RNA, 2151 nt
Organism: Perca flavescens (yellow perch)
Lineage: Eukaryota; Metazoa; Chordata; Actinopteri; Perciformes; Percidae
Gene: slc1a7a
Product: solute carrier family 1 member 7a
Exons: 11
Coding region: 1-1743 (580 amino acids)
Biological process (GO): L-glutamate transmembrane transport
Cellular component (GO): plasma membrane
Molecular function (GO): glutamate:sodium symporter activity; L-glutamate transmembrane transporter activity; neutral L-amino acid transmembrane transporter activity
Source: RefSeq, a predicted model, not a curated record
AUGGCGGUGGCUCUGGACGAAGUGUGGGGGCGGGUGAAGAAUGUCUGCAAACAGAACGGACUACUCAUCCUGUCUGUGCUGGCCGUGGUCAUUGGCUGCCUGCUGGGCUUCUUCCUCAGAGGCAAGCAGCUCUCUGAGCAGGAGGUGAAGUACUUCCAGUUUCCAGGAGAGCUGCUGAUGAGGAUGUUGAAAAUGUUAAUUUUGCCCCUUGUCGUAUCCAGUUUGAUGUCAGGUUUGGCUGCAUUAGACGCCAAGUGCUCCAGCCGCCUGGGCAUCAUGACCAUUUCCUACUACCUCUGGACCACCUUUGUUGCCGUGGUAGUGGGCAUUCUCAUGGUAUACAUCAUCCACCCGGGUGGAGCUGCUCAAAAGGAGGACUCUGAUGAGAGCAAGAAGCCAAUGACCAGCUCUGCUGACGCGCUGCUGGAUCUCAUCCGCAACAUGUUUCCAGCCAACCUGGUUCAAGCCACUUUUCAACAGUAUCGAACCCAGAGAGUCCCUGAGCUCAUCCCCAAACCAACGGUGGCUCAGCUCCUGGAUGAGAGCACUACGCGCAGGGUCUACAUCUACGGCAUCCAGGAUGACAACGGCACGGAUGUCCAGAAUUUCUCCCUGGAUCUUACGCCGCCACCUGAUGUCAUCAUGAAAACAUCACCUGGUACCAGCGAAGGCAUGAACGUGCUGGGGAUUGUAAUUUUUUCCGCUACCAUGGGAAUAAUGUUAGGAAGAAUGGGACCCAAUGGAAGCGCUUUGGUCAACUUCUGCCAAAGUGUGAAUGAGGCAGUUUUGAAGAUUGUUGCCAUUGUCAUCUGGUAUUUCCCCUUUGGGAUCGUGUUUCUGGUUGCCGGUAAGAUCUUGGAGAUGGACGACCCUUCGGCCAUGGGGAAGAAGCUGGGUUUUUACGCCAUUACGGUGGUAAUGGGCUUGGUGCUACACGGUCUAUUCAUCCUCCCGGCAAUGUACUUUUUCAUCACUAAGAAGAGCCCUAUCGUUUACAUCAGAGGCAUUCUGCAGGCCCUGCUCAUCUCCUUGGCCACCUCCUCCAGCUCUGCCACUCUGCCUAUCACCUUCAAGUGCCUCCUUGAGAACAACCACAUCGACAGACGCAUCAUCCGCUUCGUGCUGCCUGUCGGGGCCACCAUCAAUAUGGACGGCACCGCACUCUACGAGGCCGUGGCAGCCAUCUUCAUCGCCCAAGUGAAUAAUUAUGAACUUGACUUUGGACAGAUCAUCACAAUCAGCAUCACUGCCACUGCAGCCAGUAUCGGUGCAGCAGGAAUCCCACAGGCUGGACUCGUAACCAUGGUGAUCGUGCUGACCUCUGUGGGUCUGCCCACCGAUGACAUCACUCUCAUCAUUGCUGUUGACUGGGCUUUGGAUCGAUUCAGGACCAUGGUCAAUGUGAUGGGUGACGCACUGGCCACAGGCAUUAUGGCUCACAUCUGCAGAAAAGAUUUUGUCAAAGAAGGGGAGCAGGUGCCUCUGAUCUGUGAAACUAAGCCCAUGAUAAGCAUCCAGCAGAUGAUGACCUACCAGAACCAGAAGAAUGGCUGCUACCAGCCGCCUCCACCAGGCAGCAAGCAGGGCCACCUCUCCCCGGACGUGGCUCGCCUGAUGCAGCUGGAGGAGGGCAUCCGGCCUCUAGAGAGGAAGAAACACGCUCACUCCUCUCACCACAAGAGGGAGCACAGGGACAAGGACCACUGUUCCGUUGAUAUGAAUGGGCUGGAGACUAACGUAUAGAAGCAGCUGCCCUGCUAACUGCUACUGGCACGUCUACAGCUGCAGGAGAGGAGGACAAAUUAAAGAUUGAGGUGACUCACGCUUUUUCCCCUCCGAGAAGGAGAGCAGCCCAGGGUGGAUGAAUGUAGAUGACCCUGGGAAAAAAAAACAAGACAAUUUUUCUUUUUCUACAUAACCUAAAUAAUGACCUGCAUUUCAUUGUGUGUGUAUGUGUGUGUGUGUGUGUGUACAUAUUCAUCAGAGAUGUAUUAUAUGUUACAAGCAGUGAAUGCUGCUCUACUCUAGCUGAAGGACAUUUCAAAUCCAAGAGCUGAUGCCCAUCCCAAAGGAGCGGAAAUAGCAAACACAAUAUCCAUCCAUCCAUCUUCGUCCGCUUAUCCGGUUUCGGGUCGCGGGGGGAGCAGCUCC